This is a messenger RNA of Enterobius vermicularis (human pinworm), 786 nucleotides long. The record is from the annotation of a GenBank genome assembly. Lineage: Eukaryota; Metazoa; Nematoda; Chromadorea; Rhabditida; Oxyuridae.
AUGAAACAUUUUGUUUUUAAAAGCCAUGAUGGUUAUGCAUCAGGCAAAACCGCUCUAAAAUUCUCCACCAGACUUGACAUAAUUGUAGUAUCGCAUUUAAUAUCUCUAACAGUUUUGCAUUUGCAGUUCUUUAGGGUUGUAGGAAGAAGGCGUGCUAAGCGGAAAUUGGAGCAUCAAAGGCGACGUGCAAGGAAUAUAGCCAGCUGUAGAUACACACUUCCAUUCCGGUUGGAUGUAUGUAUCGAUUGCAGGUUCUCGUCGAAAAUGAGUGAUAAAGAAAUAUCAAAGUUAGUUAAGCAACUGGGUCGAGUGUGGGGACUUCAAAAAAAGUAUUCAGGACUAGAAGUUACGCUUUCUUUGCCUUGCGAGAGGAUUUUAAUUGAAGGACGUAAAGUUUUGUCUGGUUUCAGUAAUUACAAAUGGAAGAUUUUGCAAUCUCAACCUUAUUAUGAGGUAUGUAACAAAUCAUUUGUGUACCUUAGUCCUGAUGCUAGUUUGCCUCCACUUCUUAGUCUUUCUGAAAAUGAAGCAUAUAUUAUUGGUGGUCUUGUCGACGAGAGUGGUGCCGGUUCUUUAUCUAAGGAUGCUGCAAAUCGUUUGGGCGUCAAGGCAUGCAGACUACCGAUACUAGAGUUUAUGAAACGGAAGAAGAGUGGGACAUACAAUGUUAUGCUGCCUAUAAAUCUCGUUGUGGAGAUCUUGGCUGGUUUUGCUUUAUCCAAACAGUGGGUGUUGACCUUAUCAUCUCUGUUGCCUCCAAGAAUAGGUUAUGAAGCGCAUUCGUAG